Messenger RNA from Cladophialophora psammophila CBS 110553, 825 nucleotides. RefSeq lists its product as uncharacterized. Lineage: Eukaryota; Fungi; Ascomycota; Eurotiomycetes; Chaetothyriales; Herpotrichiellaceae. The record is from RefSeq and is a predicted model, not a curated record. The transcript has a single exon. The coding region runs from base 1 to 825 and encodes 274 amino acids.
AUGGGCAAAUCUAAGAAAGGUUCAGAUUUAGACGCCCCUCUCGCCAGCGCAGAAGAGAUCCAUGCUCUUUUUCAACGAGGAGAUUCCACCUGGGAGAGUGCUCUCAAGAGACACCUGGGUGGUAUUUACGACCACCAAGCGAUCAGAAAUCUCGCCGACACUGUCUGCAAGGAUUCCGGCAAAGUAUCCAAAGAGGUUGGCGAGAUAGCAGCUCUUCUCGUAGGGGAGGGAAAGCAUUGUCUCACUUAUUACCUCGGUCCUGAAAUACAACAGCGGCAUACGCGGCGACAGAACUUGAUUUGUUCCAAUUUCUUCACUGAGCGUGAAGAAGACCUUGGCCGUGACGAUACCAUUGACAUAUACAAGGCAUUCAUCCCAUGGGCGGGACCAAAGGAUCUGGUGGACCUGGCAAUGGUUCCGAGUGGCCUUACUGCUAUGAGGGAAAUAUUGGCCGAGUCUCCUGACCACCGCCAAGAUGUCCGCGAACCUACCUCUCGCAACUUCUACGACUUAUCCUCGCCAUUGGGGGGAUCUCUGGAACGGUCAGUCAGGGACAAAAUCGAAGACAACAAUAUGCGAUGGUGGUACCGGCAGCCAAUAAAGAAGCGCGUUGCGGUGGGUUUCGAGGGUAUGAUGAAAGGGGAGGAAAAGAAAACCUGGGAUGUUAUGGACAUUGACGACAAAAAUUUAUUAACCAGACUUCAGCAGAAGGAAGACCAGCAUAAGAAUAACUUCCAUAAACAACUCUAUGCAGCCAGGAAGCCAGUGAAAGCUAAGAAUGAGGGUGAGGAUGCCGACGAUGCUGCGACUCUAGUCGAUUUCUGA